AUGUCUCUUCGAGUCUUUGACGAACUGGCUUCUAACCGCAGGGCAUCGAUGAUAUUAACUGCCUUUUUCUUCAAAGAAGCGGAUUGCUUCCACCUCGAUGUGAGAUCGUCAAAGGACAUUGUGACAUGUUCUCGUAAGAUCGAUCUUGUCAAGCUGGAACCCAGCCGAAGCCCGGUGAUCUCACCUUUGUCUGUCCCUCAACUGCCCAUGCAGCUGACCUCAUUAUCUGGAGGUCGUUCCUUUAUCCGCGACCGGGUGACUCCACUUAAAGAAAGGGGCAAUGCCAUGGCCGGAAACCGGACUGAGGUCAAAAAACAACUUCAGAUAGUGGACGAGUGGACACGUCAGCGCUUGGGCAAAAAUAACCCGAACAAAAAACGAUUCAUGAGAAAGACCGAUGACAAGUCGAUCGACGGCGUGUUAUCGACGGGCAUCGAUCCGCUGCCGCCGCAGUCGUCGACGACGGUUGUUAUUAGGCGAAUUUAUGGCGACACGUUACAACGACGACCGGACAAGUGGGAACCGUUCAUCGGUGACCACCGCUUGCCCUUCACUCGGUGCUGCUGGUCACAGCCGUUCUAUUCUUGCCUGAGAAUCGCCGCCCUUGCGACUUACGGUAUGAUGUUGAAAAAGCCCGGGAACGCAUCGUUCAUCGCUCAGGCAAUGCUCUCUCACGGCAGCUUUGCGACGUUACAUUCAUCGUUUCGCGUGAUCCGUCGGAAAUCUUAG
Molecule: messenger RNA, 729 nt
Organism: Soboliphyme baturini
Lineage: Eukaryota; Metazoa; Nematoda; Enoplea; Dioctophymatida; Soboliphymatidae
Source: the annotation of a GenBank genome assembly